Molecule: messenger RNA, 5439 nt
Organism: Notolabrus celidotus (New Zealand spotty)
Lineage: Eukaryota; Metazoa; Chordata; Actinopteri; Labriformes; Labridae
Gene: sstr3a
Product: somatostatin receptor 3
Exons: 2
Coding region: 446-1819 (457 amino acids)
Biological process (GO): neuropeptide signaling pathway
Cellular component (GO): neuron projection; membrane
Molecular function (GO): neuropeptide binding; somatostatin receptor activity
Source: RefSeq, a predicted model, not a curated record
ACACACACACACACACACACACACACACACACACUCACACUGUAGGAUUUUAACACCUCCUACUUGUGUGUUCAGUCUGUUACCAGGUUACAGACUGAGACGGUCUGCGCUCUGCUCGGAUGAUGCUGCAGACUUUUGCAGCAGAGCAUGUUUCAGUGUCUCCCUCUGCAUGUUUCAGAGCCUCACAGCCUCGUCCCGGUACCAGACGGACGCAAACUGACGGAGAGCAUACCGGAGGACCGAGGGAUGAGAAUAAAACUUGUCCUGGCAGAGAAUAGAUCUGAUCAUCUCGCGUUGUUUCAUCGUCAAUCGAAAAGAACACACCGGAUCACCGCGGUCUGAGGACUCCGUCUCUGGAGAACAGAUGGAUGAGAGCUGAGGCGGCGGAAGGACAAAGCCACAGGAGGAGCACAUCGCGGGGGUCUCCUCGCCUCCCUGGCUGGAGAUGACGGAGGAGACGUGGGAGAACGGCAGCUUGGCCGACCCUUCGCCCUCACCAUCGCUGUUCUUCCUGAUGUUCAACGACAGCAAUCUGAACGAGACACUGUACAACUCCACCAACUCCACCGAUCCUGACGCCUUCUCAGGGCCCAGCGUGGCGGGGGUCCUCAUCCCACUCAUCUACACCAUCGUCUGCAUCAUCGGCCUUGGGGGGAACACGUUAGUGAUUCACAUUGUGCUGCACUACUCUAAGAUCGAGUCCGUGACAAACAUCUACAUCCUGAACCUCGCCAUAGCAGACGAGCUCUUCAUGCUGGGCCUGCCUUUUCUGGCCGUACAGAACACGCUGCAGUCAUGGCCAUUCGGCUCUUUCAUGUGUCGCCUCGUCAUGACUGUCGACUCCAUCAACCAGUUCACCAGCAUUUUCUGCCUAACCGUCAUGAGCAUUGAUCGCUAUCUAGCCGUCGUCCACCCCAUCAAAUCCUCAAAGUGGCGGCGCCCUCAAGUGGCAAAAGUGGUGAACGGCACAGUGUGGGCUCUGUCCUUUCUUGUUGUCCUGCCUGUCGUCAUCUUCGCCAACAUUCAGAAACCUGGAGGGACCUGCAACAUCGCCUGGCCUCAGCCUGCCAACAUCUGGAGGGCGGCCUUCAUCAUCUACACCGCCACAGUAGGAUUCUUCUGCCCCCUCCUCAUCAUCUGCCUCUGCUACCUGCUCAUCGUCUUCAAGAUCCGCAGCUCAGGAAAGAAGGUCCACGCCACCUCCACCAAACGCAGGAAGUCGGAGAGAAAGGUGACGCGCAUGGUUGUGAUCAUCGUUGCCGUGUUUGUGUUCUGCUGGUUACCGUUCUAUGCCCUCAACAUCCUCAACCUGCUGAUGUCGCUGCCCUCAGAGUAUCAGGGGCUUUAUUACUUUGUUGUGGUGCUUGGCUAUGCUAACAGCUGCGCUAACCCCAUCGUCUACGGCUUCCUGUCAGACAACUUCAAGAGAGGUCUCCGGAAAGCUCUCUGCCGCCCAACAAGGAAGGUGGAGAACCACGAGCCAAAGGAGCAGCAGCAGCAGCAGCAAGAGGAAGGGCGGACGGCGCUCAUGCCCAGAGAGAGUCUGAGACGAGCCAUCAAGGACGAAGACGACGAUGAUGAGGAGGACGUCUCAGAAAUGACUGAGAUCUACCGCAUCGCCCAGAACGGUAACAGCAGCUCACUGCAGCCAUCGACCCCGAAAGACAGGGACACUGUUGGGGAACUCAAGACUGACCCCGUUAACGGGUCCUUGCUUACGGUCCCUCUGCUGCUUAACGGGACGAAGAACGGGAGUGUUAAAACUUUACCAGAGGAGAACCAAGAACAGAGCACCUCGCUGGAGAUCAGCUAUUUGUAGUUGAACACACAGGCAGGGGUGGACUCACAGCAGCCUCUGAAACACAUCAAUCAUUGUAAUGAAGCUAAACCAUAAAAGUACAUGAAGAACACUUAAACUGAAACAGGCCUUAGGAUCAUUUUUGAUCAGUGGACUCUUAUUAUAAGAGAUGCUACAGUUUUACCCUCAUACAGAGUGGAUACAUGUUUAUAUUUUGUACAUAUGCAUGGUUGAAUGUACAAAGUUGUGCCUUUAUCAAGUCUCAUAUGUUUAUUGAUCCUUGUGCUUGUAGCCUUUUCAUUUUAUAGUGUGAAAAUCAUGUACUUAAACAUUACUGUAUCUCAACCUUAAACACAGAAAACAUGGUGGUUAAUUAAUUUACGUUUUUGAAAAUGCACGACAAAAAACCCUUCUAUGUUGAUUAGUGUUUAUAUAACACCUGCCUUUUUUUAUUAUAAGUAAGCUUUUAAAAUAUUGGAUGUAGCCACCACUGCAUGGUUUCAACAACCCAACACAGUCCAAUGGUUAAGUUCAGGGAUUGAAGGUCUCACCUAGCAUCAGUUAGCAUCUCCCAUCUGUCACUCAAAAAGACCACACCCCUAAUAUAAUAUGUCAACAAAAUUCAGCCCUGUAAAGUAGUUGUAUGUGGAAAAAUAAGCUAUAAAGCCCAAACUUCUUUUUUUGUUUUUACCAGGCUAAGGCUGUUAACGUGUUUAUUUCUGCUACAAAGCCAGACACUUUAACAUGGGGCUCUAAGGGGAUUGACUCACAAUUGGAGACGGCCUCUGAUGGAUACUCAAGGAAAUGCAAUUUUUGGGAACUCAAGGUUUGAAGUAAUUUUUUCAGCUCUGAAGGUUUCUGUUUGGUUUUAAUGAAAAAGUACAUAAUACAACAUGGUGUUAGGACUGCGUUAUUGAAGGAAAAACAAUCAAAUUUUGUGAAUAAAGUCAUACAUUAAAAGAAGAAAAUCAUACAUUUACAAGACUUAGGUCAUAUGUUCAAAAUUUAAGUCUAUAUAUUACUUGAGAGGUAAGAUUAGGAUGAAUCUCGUUGACUCACAAAUUUUUCCCAUGAUUGAAUUUCCAUGCAUAUUUUUUAUACGCUUAUUUGUUUUUCUGCAUGAAUUUACAACUUUAAUUUUAUAAACUAUAAACUCUAUAUCUUGCUAAUUUUGAGCUUUUUUCUCUUACAAUUGAUAUUUUAUUUUUCUCUAAAUAUCUCUUUUUUUUACCUCCUUUGUACAGCCCACCUUUUCCUUAAUGUAGCCCUGAUCCUCCACCUUAGUUUAGCCACCAAAAUAUGAAAUAUAUUUCUGUCUAAGUAUCUAAACAUAUAUUUUUAUUGCCAUUUCACCUCAUUUUUUAAAUAUGACUUCAUCAUUUUAGGUCAAAUUUGUUUUAUUCACUGUAGUUCUUCUUCAUCAAAGAAGCCAAAAGUCACCAUUCAAUGGAUAAUGGAGAACGGAGCUGGUUUUAAGCUGCAGCUGUAAAAAAUAAAGAUCUACAGGUUGGGUUUGGAAUCACCUAGAAGCCUGCGCACUCACUUGCCAGUUUGAUAAAGAGCCUUUUUGUUUUAAGAGACACAGAAAGAAUAGAUUCAAUAAAAGGGUGAUGAAAUAAAAUCAUCAGGAGUUUUUCAAAAUGAGAACAAGACCGUUUUCUUCAAAUGAAACACUGAUGUGUUGUCUAACAAAGUGCCUCACAAUUCUUCGCAAAGGCCAGUCUGAAGGCUAAAGUUGUCUAAAGAUAUUUGUAGCUAUCUGCACAGUCCACAUGUGAUCAGAGGCGCAAGGUUUGAAGCACUGGUCUUAAAAUAUACAAUCAUUUACUUUGUCUUUGAUAUGGAUUGACUUUGUUUUCAACUUUAAAGUGAAAAAAAAUACCUUUUUUUAUUUUAUGCGAGCAUCCAGCUGUGUGUGAUGACCUUUACUCAUUACUGAGUUUGUUGUACAUAUGAUGUUUGACAUUAAAGAAGCCUUUGCUGCUGACUGCUUUCAGGUCAGGAGGGAUUAAAACACAUUCAAUUUGAACAACAUCAUAACUUACAUUUUUUUCAUUGAUCACAAGGAAAAAAGCAUUUACUAUGUAAUGGGUCACAUUUUUGCAUCAGUUCACCAUCCCACACAACAAUGAUUAAAAUAAGAUAAGAUAAUUCUGGGUACUCUACUUCUUCAGUGAAUCCAGCACAAGUCUGACAUUUUCCACAAAUAAAACAGAAUAAUUUGCCCUUUUUUCGUUCCUUUUUUUCAGGAGUGACGCUUAUCAUCUAAGAAGAAAGUUGAACUAAUGACACAUCCUUCAACCUGCUCUGUUGGUGUGUUAAUAAAGCAGGUGUGUUCAUUGUUGUAGAUAUUAAACCCACAAUUACUGAUAACGUCACACAUUUAAUCGACAAAGGGUCCCAAAAAAUGUGUAUACAGGGGAAAAAGAUACUUCAUACCACAUCCAAUGAGACAACAAUGCUCCAUCAUUCUUCAAAAACUCACCUGAGUGCUGUUCAUUCAUGAAAGGACACACAAACACAGAGAGAGCGCACACUGGUUAUAUUUAUCUGUCUGUAUGUAAAGCUGAAUGAUGAUUCUGCUCCUUCUCUGUGUUAGCUCUGCUCUCUGCUGGUCUUCAGCCCACACACACACACAGACACACACACACACCCGCACGCGCACACACACAUACACACACACACGCACGCACACACGCACACAUUCUGCCGACCUUCUCUGAGCAGCAGAAACCAUCAUUAAAGUCACAUUAUGGAGGGAUUUGCAUGGUUCAUACUCUGUUUGUGAGGCCCCUGAGGCUGCAGUCUGAUGAGAGCCAACAUUCAUUCACUGUGAGUGUGUGCGUGUGUGUGAGUUUUCCUCAUUUCGUUUGUCCUCCUUGUGUGUGUGUGUGUGUGUGUGUGUGUGUGUGUGUGUGUGUGUGUGUGUGUGUGUGUGUGUGUGUGUGUGUGUGUGUGUGUGUGUUGUCUAUAAAUAAUGCCAGUGUGUACUCUGUGUGCUGGAGACUACCUGCAGUGAUAACCCAUCCAAGCACAGAGGUGAGAGUCAGCUGAUGAGUCAGAGUCUCCACCCACAGGCUGCAGCUUCACUCUAACAGGCUGUUUUCACUUUGUGUGGCAGAAAACAAAACACACAAACACACACAAUGCAAACCCUUUACACAACAGGGUGAACACAAGGUGCAACAUUAUCUAAUGAACAAUAAAGAUUCAAUUAUCUGGGCCGUGUUUUAGUUGUCUCAUCCACACUGGCUACACACGCAUGCAGAAUAAAGCAGGAGAUGUAAAAUGAUCCCUGUGGUGCUCGCUGAGUGUUUCUGACUUUGUGUUUGUCUAAAGUCAUUUCUGAUUCAAGAGCAGGGGCAUUUUCCCCACAGACCGUAAACCCUAAUGAAAGCAGAUUACACUGUCAACCCAACGUAUAAAAAUGGAGAGUUUGUGAUUUGUGAUUCCUUCAACCCAUCAGGGGAAAUCUGCAUCAUAAUCCUGCUGGAGGCAGUUCACAAAGAUUUAUGUCUCACAUGUUUCUUUGUCUUUGUUUGAGCAGCUGCAGAAUCAAAUGUUUUGUGCCAUAAAACAAAAAGGUUCUCUGAUAUGUCAUUAAAAUUUACAACUGGAAGAAAUAAAAGUUUGUUUGACGG